AUGACUGUAAGAUGGUUAUUGGUUCAGAUUUUAGCACUUUGUGCUUUCUGUCAUGCUGUACCACCGUGGAGUAUUCUUUCCCAGAAUUGUCAAACACUGAUGAUCCAAAAUACUGACCAGGCAGUGACUGUCCAGUGUAUUCGAGAUGGUCAGUUUGUGGUAGUGGUCGCUAGAGAUGUUACUGUGCCUCAACUGAGUCUGGAUUCGGUUCGUCUACUGGGUGGAAGUGACCCACCUUGUGCUCCUGUGGAUUCCACACCUUCCUUUGCUAUAUACCAGUUCCCUGUGACCGCAUGUGGCACGAGUAUGAUGGAGGACAGUGGAUAUGUGGUGUAUGAGAACAGAAUGACCUCCUCAUACGAAGUUGGCGUUGGACCACUUGGAUCCAUCACGAGGGACAGUCACUUUGAGCUUCUCUUCCAGUGCAGAUACUCUGCAACAUCUGUGGAAGCUCUGGUUGUGGAGGUCAACUCUGUUCCUCCACCUCCACCAGUAGCUGCUCCUGGACCUCUCAGGGUGGAGCUCAGACUGGCCAAUGGCCAGUGUGUCACCAAGGGCUGUGCUGAAGUGACGCUGAUUAUCCCGUCACACAAAAGUCCCAUGGAGCCCGUGUAUGUUGAGGUGCACAUUAUGGAGAGGACAGACCCCAACAUUGUCCUGAUGCUGGGACAUUGCUGGGCGACCUCCACCUCCAGUCCACUCAGUCUGCCCCAGUGGGACCUUCUGAUUGAUGGAUGCCCUUACCAGGAUGACCGUUAUCUGACCACAUUGGUUCCAGUAACUGGAUCAUCUGGUGUGCAGUUCCCGACCCACUACAAGCGCUUUGUUGUGAAGAUGUUUACGUUUGUAGAUCCAACCUCACUGGCUCCUCUGCAGGAAACGAUCUUCAUCCACUGCAGUACAGAGGUGUGCCAUCCGUCUUCUGGCUCUUGUGAGCAAAGCUGCACCAGGAAACACAGUGCAGUUGUGCUAGAGUUGGCCAUGAAAAACUUGCGUCUCCAGUCCCAGGACAGGAUAUGGCUGUUGGUUGAGAUUCUAGCACUUUGUACUCUCUGUCAUGCUGUUCCUCAGUGGAGUAAUCUGCCCCAGAGUCCUCAGAACAUUCAGCAGCUGGUUCAACAACAGCCACCCAGCCAGAAGGUUCAGCAGCCACAACAACAGCCACCCAGCCAGUGGCCCAGCCAGUGGGUUAAGCAGCCGGUUCAACAGCAGCCACCCAGCCAGUGGGUUAAGCAGCCGGUUCAACAACAGCCACCCAGCCAGCAGGCUAAGCAGCCGGUUCAACAGCAGCCACCCAGCCAGCAGGCUAAGCAGCCGGUUAAACAGCAGCCACCCAGCCAGCAGGCUAAGCAGCCGGUUCAACAGCAGCCACCCAGCCAGUGGGUUAAGCAGCCGGUUCAACAGCAGCCAGUUCAACAGCAGCCACCCAGCCAGUGGGUUAAGCAGCCAGUUCAACAGCAGCCACCCAGCCAGUGGGUUAAGCAGCCGGUUCAACAGCAGCCACCCAGCCAGCUGGUUCAACAACCUAACCAGCAGUUUCCCCUUCAGAAGCCAGUGGCACAGACGGAGCCCAUUGAUAAGUGUACUGUAGCUGAUUAUGAUCAGAUCCCAUGUGGACAACCUGGGAUCAGUGGUGCUGAGUGUAAUGCUAUCAACUGCUGCUUUGAUGGGCAGCAAUGCUUCUAUGGAAGGGCAGUGACUGUCCAGUGUAUUCGAGAUGGUCAGUUUGUGGUAGUGGUCGCUAGAGAUGUUACUGUGCCUCAACUGAGUCUGGAUUCGGUUCGUCUACUGGGUGGAAGUGACCCGCCUUGCGCUCCUGUGGAUUCCACACCUUCCUUUGCUAUAUACCAGUUCCCUGUGACCGCAUGUGGCACGAGCAUGAUGGAGGACAGUGGAUAUGUGGUGUAUGAGAACAGAAUGACCUCCUCAUACGAAGUUGGCGUUGGACCACUUGGAUCCAUCACGAGGGACAGUCACUUUGAGCUUCUCUUCCAGUGCAGAUACUCUGGAACAUCUGUGGAAGCUCUGGUUGUGGAGGUCAACUCUGUUCCUCCACCUCCACCAGUAGCUGCUCCUGGACCUCUCAGGGUGGAGCUCAGACUGGCCAAUGGCCAGUGUGUCACCAAGGGCUGUGCUGAAGGGGAUGAGGCCUACACGUCCUACUACAGUGACGCUGAUUAUCCCGUCACAAAAGUCCUGCGGGAGCCUGUGUAUGUUGAAGUGCACAUUAUGGAGAGGACUGACCCCAACAUUGUCCUGAUGCUGGGACAUUGCUGGGCGACCUCCACCUCCAGUCCACUCAGUCUGCCCCAGUGGGACCUUCUGAUUGAUGGAUGCCCUUACCAGGAUGACCGUUAUCUGACCACAUUGGUUCCAGUAACUGGAUCAUCUGGUGUGCAGUUCCCGACCCACUACAAGCGCUUUGUUGUGAAGAUGUUUACGUUUGUAGAUCCAACCUCACUGGCUCCUCUGCAGGAAACGAUCUUCAUCCACUGCAGUACAGAGGUGUGCCAUCCGUCUUCUGGCUCUUGUGAGCAAAGCUGCACCAGGAAACGAAGAGCUACUCCUAUCCAGGCCAUCUUUGGUGAACCAACUGUGGUUUCUAGUGGACAAGUUACUCUAGUCAUGUAAAUCUAGUUUUUUAAUAAACCUUUUGUGGAUCAAAA
Molecule: messenger RNA, 2666 nt
Organism: Puntigrus tetrazona (Sumatra barb)
Lineage: Eukaryota; Metazoa; Chordata; Actinopteri; Cypriniformes; Cyprinidae
Exons: 18
Coding region: 1-2631 (876 amino acids)
Biological process (GO): prevention of polyspermy; binding of sperm to zona pellucida
Cellular component (GO): egg coat
Molecular function (GO): structural constituent of egg coat; acrosin binding
Source: RefSeq, a predicted model, not a curated record